Messenger RNA from Magnolia sinica, 713 nucleotides. RefSeq lists its product as uncharacterized. Lineage: Eukaryota; Viridiplantae; Streptophyta; Magnoliopsida; Magnoliales; Magnoliaceae. The transcript has a single exon. Bases 102 to 674 code for a protein of 190 amino acids. The record is from RefSeq and is a predicted model, not a curated record.
CAAUUUUUAAAUGGUGAAAAAAAUAACAUAAGAGUCUUGACCGUAACACAUACAUACAUCUAGUGUUGCAUUCAAAACACAGGAUAGGGCUGUAUUCAAACAUGAACACUUUGGUUUGUCUAAGGUCAAAACCUCUCUACACCAAAAGUACAAUUCCAUGCAUGAAAAGAAGCCCAACCCAACACCCUACAGCCAUCCACAGCCCUUACAAUCCCCUACAUACACCAUACUCUGCAAGAGCAAGACCUCCACAGGCCGGUGCCAAAGGAUUCGGCGUUCCGGUCCCGGACAAGUACAGAAGACGAGAAGACAAAGAAGAAGAAGAAGAAGCAUCUAACAAGAACGAGGGUGGAGAUGAGGACGAGGACGCAAUACCGCAAGUGGUAUUCGAAAGGAUGUUGGUCCGGAUCGUGUUCUACGUGGGAGCUCCCAUGGCAACGGGCGUUGGCCUACUGUACUUGUUAGGAGUUCUCAAGGAGCAGCGCGUAUGGGACGCGCCUGUCUGGCUACCAUUUCUGACAGCAUUGCUAGCCUUUGGAACGUCAGCGCUGGGGAUUGCCUACGGGACUUUAUCAACUAGUUGGGAUCCUGAUAAGAAGGGAACAUUGCUUGGAUGGGAAGAAGCUCAAAAGAAUUGGCCUGAGCUGUGGAAAGAAGAGAGUGAGAAGAGAUGAUGAACUCUAGGAGAAUGUUUCUUACUUUCAUAUAUUUUU